CUUGUCAGGCACACCCCCUCGCGCAGCUGGGUUGGGUGGCGUGGGAUAAACCACAGCCACGCAGCGGGUCGUCUUCUCCAUUCCAAUCUGCAUCAGUUCGUCUAACAGCGGCGGCCGUGCUGUUCCGGCGCCGGCGAGAUGUCUACCAAUGGUGUCGAGAUUAAUGGGAUUUCUGCUGCGUCCGGUGCGAGGAGCACUUCCGUCUUGCCAUUGGAGUCCCAGGAUUCCAUGAGCGUCCCAAACGACGUGUUCGCUGCCGCCGGUUGUGCUCGGCCGCAUGUGGAUGCAGUGGUGGGCGAGGUGUGCUCUGAAGCCACCAGCGGCUGGACGCGCAGGGUCAGGGUGGGUAAAGCUCCCGAGGAAAGGGAGAUGAAUCCAAACAGGAUUUCAGCUCUGGAAUUGUCUGUCCGCGCUUAUACAGAGAAGAGGGAUGGACCUGUUGUGUACCCAAGCAUUGGUACAAGCUUUGACUCCUUGGACGAAGCUUAUGAAUUCUAUAAUCUGUAUUCCUGGGAGUGCGGAUUUGGUGUUAGACUUGCCAAGAGCAGAUUGAAUGUUGAAAGGAAGAGAUGCAUGCAAGAGAUUGUGUGUGCUUGUGCGGGGAAACCAUUGAGGGAAAACAGCCGCUCGGCCAGAUGCGGAUGCAAUGCUAUGAUCAGGCUGCUGCGGUCAAAUGACAAGGGGUGGUACAUAGCAGAACACAAAGAUGACCAUAACCACCCGUUGUCGUUGACAUGUGGACAGAAAAUGCACUGGAAGUCGCAUGAGCAUAUAGACAGAUACACAAAGGACCUGGUGAAACAGCUGAGAGAUAACAAUGUUGGUCUUGGGAAAGUGUUCAGCAUUGUUGGCAGUUUUUUUGGGACAGUUGAUAAUGUGCCAUUUACGAAGAGGUGUUUGAAGACUCUUUGUCGGAAGCUGAACAAAGAGCAAUCUGAGGAGGAUGCAGUCAAGACGAUGGCGAUUCUAGCUGAAAUGAAGGCUAAUGAUCCUGACUUCAAUUACACAGUACAAGUGGAUGAUGAGAGCAGGGUAAAAACACUGAUGUGGGUAACAAGCAGAGGGUUUGACCAUUACAGGUGUUUUGGGGAUGCAAUCACAUUUGAUACAACUUACCGCACUAAUCUUUACGACAUGCCAUUUGGACUGUUCGUUGGUGUAAACAACCACUUCCAAAGCAUAAUUUUUGGUGGUGCCAUGAUGAGAGACGAGAAAGAGGACACAUUCAAGUGGAUAUUUAAAGAGUUAAUCCGUAUGGUUGGCGGGAAACACCCACAGACAAUCCUUACUGAUCAGGCACGAGCGAUGGAGCUGGCUAUAGAGGCAGAACUACCCAACACAGUGCACCGCUGGUGCAAAUGGCAUGUUUUGAAGAAGGCAAAGGAGUCGAUGGGUGUGCUGUGGAGCAAGAACAGUGACUUUAAAUUGGAAUUCCACAAGCUAGUACACCACAUGAUCAUGGAGGAAGAAUUCAAAGCUGGUUGGCAGCAGAUGCUGGAAAAGUAUUCCUUGAAGAAGCAUCCAUUCUUGACGCACAUAUAUGAGGUGCGCCAUAAGUGGGCAAAGCCAUAUUUUAGAGGAGUGUUCUGUGCAAAAAUGACUAGCACACAGCGGAGUGAGAGCGCCAAUCACAUGUUGAAGGGGUAUGUGCCGCCAGGGUGUCCUAUGCACCUGUUUUUGAGACAAUUUGAGAAACUCCAGUUUGACCGGGAGUCAGAGCAGAGCUUCCAGGAGAAGAGAACAUUGCUGAGUGGUGUGUCACUUAGACUUAACCUACCGAUAGAGAGGCAUGCUAGCAAGGUGUACACCAGAGCUAUGUUCGAGAAGUUUGGUGAAGAACUAUACAAGUGUGGUGCACAUGUAUUGGAUGAGAUUGUAGCGAAGAAGGUUUACAAAUCAACACAUGUAGAUGCUGCAGCCAGAGAGAAAUGGAGUAAGGUUGAGUUCACGAUCCAAGUGGAUGAUGAAGCGAGUUUUUUCAGCUGUUAUGAUCCUCUUCCGCCUGUCGAAGAUACCAGAUAAGCAUAUAAUGAAACACUGGACAAGAGACGCAAAUGAUGUUUUUCCUGCACAUUUGGUCAGGUACAAUAAAGACAGAGGGCCUCCUUCAAGUGAUACAUUCAGACAUCACACAAUGUACACGAAGGCACUAGAAUGCGUGCUGCUUGGCGAUAGCAAUGUUAGGUGCUAUGAUGUUUUCAUGACCAUGAUGAAGGAGGUGCAAGCCACUCUGUUGCCAUUAAGCGCCGAGAAGGACGGGAUGGGGCUAGCAGAGAGGGAGCAACAAAAUCAGGUUUUAGUUCAGAAACAGGCAGAGACGCUUCAGAUCCAAGGGGGCAGCACCAAGCCUGCUUGUGAUGGUGAAUCAAGCUGUUCAGGGAUAGCUGGGCAGCAGAAUAAGCGCCCGAGAGGCAGACCUACAACUAGCCGGGACAAAGCUCCUUACGAGCAACAGUUGAAAAGAUCAAGGUUUUGCACGAUUUGCAGGGGGCAAGGUCACAAGUGCACAACUUGCCCAGAAAGAGGCGACGUGCCGAAAAUGCCGAGGAAAUUGCCGAAGUGUACAAAUUGUGGUGUGCUUGGGCAUCGACGCAAUAACUGUGGCACGAGGAAAUCUGGACCUUUUGAACCGAACUUUCUCUAAGGAACUGAAUUCAUAAGUCGUGCUGUUUCUUUGUCAGGACUGUCUUAUUGUGCAAUCAUCAUUGUGUCAUUUGCACUCGGUUGACAAUUAAAACUGUUUUAUUUGGUCUGUUAUGAUCACUAUUGUGUUAGUUUCAUUUGAGACGUUGCUUAUUUUUUCAUGCUAGUGUUGGUUUCAUUUGAGACACUAAGCUAAAACUUACCCAUCAUGAUGGCUGGUUGAGCUUGCC
This is a messenger RNA of Triticum urartu, 2873 nucleotides long. NCBI's taxonomy places the organism in Eukaryota, Viridiplantae, Streptophyta, Magnoliopsida, Poales, Poaceae. The record is from RefSeq and is a predicted model, not a curated record.